Molecule: messenger RNA, 1041 nt
Organism: Rubroshorea leprosula
Lineage: Eukaryota; Viridiplantae; Streptophyta; Magnoliopsida; Malvales; Dipterocarpaceae
Source: the annotation of a GenBank genome assembly
UUCCUCUUCUUCCUCAUGGUGAUCCUCGGCCUCUCCCUACUCUUCCCGCUGUAGAUGGCUCUUUUUCUUCAACUUGCCAGCAACUCUCUUCCCUUCUCGGAUCACCAUAGUCACCAUCCUUUGUGGACUCUAAAGCUUUUCAUCUCACCAAUCCAUUUCUCUCUCACCUUCUCUUCCCCCGAUUCCCCCUUCCCUAAAAACAACCAGUAACUAUCUCUCAAAAAGCCACCGGUGACCAUCUUCUUUCUCCUUCUCCUUCUCCAAUCGUGGGUUCCAAACCUUCUUAUCUCAACAUUUUCGACUUCCUUCCACGUCAAAGCCCCAUGUUUUAGUCAAUCGGAAAACUAUCAUCUCACACCCACCUUCUCGAACCAUUUUCCACAAGCCAACAUAAUCCCUAUCGGCGAGUGAGCACCGGAAUUGGAGAAAAGAGAACCAGAUCUACCAAUUGGCGACGGAGGUGUUGCUCACACGACACCAACGAGAAGAUGCCAUUUCUAAAAAAUCAAGGCCCAGAUUAUUUAUAAAGGCUAGAAAGUGGAGAUCCAAAUGGAAGAGCUUCGUCAAAUAUGGGCUUGAUUCCCGCACAUUCUGUUUUCCUCGAGAGCUGGCUGCAAGACUUUGCGCUGGCUUUGGAUAUUCUUCAAAAGAAUCGACCGGUGUGCAUUAAAUGCGCCCUCAGAGUCGGCUAUAAAGUUGGAGCCGGCUUUGCUUCCAUUUUCCGCGCGCGCCAACACAGCAGUUGAAUUUUUGGCCCGUAGAGCCGGCUCAACAAAAUCUGCAACCGGCUCUCUGCACUUUUGCUUCCCAGAGCCGGCUGCAAUUUUCGUAAGCCGGCUCUCUGCACAUUUUUACCCUUUGAGCCCUUUUUAAUGCAAUAUCAUUUUGCUUACUUUGCAGUAUAUUGGCAAUUUAACUACACACUUAAAUAAAUCAAUUAGUCACUCAAAUGUGUUUUGUAAUCAUCAAAAUCAUAGGUACAACAAUCUCCCCCUUUUUGAUGAUGACAAAACACUUGGAUCAUAAAAGCAUAUAUACUUC